AAAGUGCGGUUAUUGUUGGUUUCGGGGUGUGUCCAGAGGUGAGGUGAGCGAAGUAUCAGCAGCCAACAUCAGACUGUCAGUCCAAGUCCAACUUCAGGGUGAAACGAUGUUGAGCUGAUUUUAGAACAAGGUUGAGAUAUAGCUCAGAAUUCCUGGGUUUGUUCUUUCUUUUUAUAUUUAUCGCGUGUGUUUCGAACCUCUGUUCACACAUUUUCCUCGGACCCGGAGGAUUUUAUCCGAACACCAUGCGGAGUCUACCUGUCGCUCUCCUCCUUUUCUCCUUUCUCAAAGUGUCUGAAUGUGUAACGGUGUCUGUGGCUCAGAAACAGCAAAGCACAGCUCUAUUUGCUAAUGUGGUCCUCUACUGUGACUACUCCACCUCUGCCAACAUCCAAGAUGUUCUCCUCACCUGGGUGUACAAGUCCUACUGCAUGGAUCCUGUGCUGGACUACUACUCCACAGCUUACCAGGCUUCACUAAAAAUGGGGCAGGAUCCGUCAAAUGACUGUCCAGAUAGUCAGCGGACAAUUCGGACUGUAAUCCAGAAGAAAGGGACCCAAGAGCCAAUCCUGGGAAAUGAUUACCGGAACCGCAGGAUUACCAUCCAAAACAAGGCAGACUUGUCCAUCACUGAGGUGAUGUGGUGGGACAAUGGAGUUUAUUACUGCACUGUUAACGCUGCUGGAGACACAAGUGGAAACCCAGAGCAGCCAGUCAAACUCAUUGUUUACCAUUGGUUAACAGUAUUGUUCAUCAUCCUCGGCGGCAUCCUCCUGCUCAUGCUCUUCUGUAUUUGCUGCUGCCAGUGCUGUCCACAGAAGUGCUGCUGCUAUGUCCGCUGUCCCUGCUGUCCGCAGACAUGCUGCUGCCCGGAGAAAGCUGUUAUGAGGCAUCGUAUGAUGAAGCAGGCUGAGAGGGCCAUGUCUCCAUGGUUAGGUGGACAGCCUAUAUAUGCACCUAUGAGCCAAGCUCCAUCCCAGAUUAACCCUGUGCUUUAUGCAGGAUCCGUCUCAGGGAAAAACAUCCCUCUAAACCCCAUGCCCCUUCCUCCACCUCAUUCUACAGCAUACAGCAUGCCUCCUGCCAAUGGCGUCCACACUCCUGCCAAUAACAACCAGAUGCUUGAUUAUCUGGAGAACCAGGUGCGGGGAAUGGACAUGUCAAGUCCACUGCUACAGUCCCAGCCACCUCACACCAUGCAACAAAUGCCCCCUCCUGCUCAGCACAUUCCUGUCAACAUCCCGUUUUCCCCUGGUCCUCCCAGUAUGAUCUCCGCUCUUGAUGGUCCAACAGAGCGCCGUGUCAUCACACUUCCACCAAUAAGGCAACAAGGAAGGGUUGCGCCCCCAGCACCCAAGUCUCGCCCUCCAAGCUCCAGUGAGAGCAGCCGCAGCGGCUUCAGUCGCCGGGACGAUCGGGGGUCAGCUGGGAGACGUUACCCCUCCCCAACCAGAUCUAGAGGUAUUCCUCGGAGCUACAGCGAGGAGUCACUGGGUGGGAGGAGUCGCAGCAGGUCACAGGCAGGCACAAACCAGAAGCGCUCCCAUUCCAGGGAUGACUUGUUUGACAGUAGGUCCAGAGGAAACUACUCUCCCCCAGCAUCAAGACACCCAGGAUCCUGGAGCUCUGAGGAGGAGGACUACAGCAGGAGGAGAGGAGGAGGAGCAGGAGGAGGAGGCUGGUCUGACAGACCUUCGUAUACGGAGUACGAACCAGGACAGAAACCAAAACGUUAUUCUGACAAGAGUUCCCGCAGCGGCACCAGCGUUGUCAUCUAAACCCAUCUGCUCGUGCAGAUAUGCACGUCCCACUACCCUUGUUAUCUGGUAAACUUUAAAGUCACAGUUUGUAUCUUUAAAGGAAUAAUGCAUCCACUCUUUGUUACCUCUAUGAUAAGCAAAAGGCUCCCAAAAGGAUUCAUGUUGCAUGAAAACACUCAGAAGGUAACCAGUUCAUUUGCCUGUUUGUUUGCAUUUUAUUAUUUAGGACAUUUGACUGUUGAGGAAAUUCCCAAUCCUACUUUUCUCUGCUGGACUGUAUUUUUUAAAAUAUGCUGAGCAGAUGAAGACACUGUGUAAAUGUAAAUAUUGGUUAUUCUCAUGUGUUAGUUGGUCAUGACAUGGACAUGGUCAAUUCUAUGGUGUAAUUUAAUCAAAUGGGCACAACGUCCAAAUUAUAUUCUCUCAAGGUCAGAAAAAAAACUGUGAUCGUAAAAAAAAAGUAUGAAUGGAACUCAGGAAAAUUUGAAGGCUUUUGAACGAUAUGCUAUUUGUCAUCUUCUGGAUAUCAUGAAGGAACUGCAGUAAAUGUGCUUUCUAAUGUGAAUUGUGAGCUCUAAAAUAAGCUGUUUGGCAGGAUUUAGAAGUUGUUUUUUACCCUACAUGCAGUAAAUUCCAUAUUUUGCACUUAGUGCUUGUCAGCAAUUUAAAACAAUUAGCGUAAAUAAAUGAUCUUGUUUGGUAGCGAUGUAGGAAAUGAUGUGAAUAUUACAGGUCUGUUGGACACUACGGCGUAUUUUCCACCAUUGAUUUUUCUUUUGUUUUUAUUGCUGUAGAGCCAGUUGGGAUUUACUAUAAUAAACUUUGUAACUUUUAGGAAAAAAG
Messenger RNA from Nothobranchius furzeri (turquoise killifish), 2603 nucleotides. RefSeq names its product immunoglobulin-like domain-containing receptor 1. The record is from RefSeq and is a predicted model, not a curated record. NCBI's taxonomy places the organism in Eukaryota, Metazoa, Chordata, Actinopteri, Cyprinodontiformes, Nothobranchiidae. Gene Ontology annotation, molecular function: high-density lipoprotein particle receptor activity. Gene Ontology annotation, cellular component: plasma membrane.